Molecule: messenger RNA, 1477 nt
Organism: Benincasa hispida (wax gourd)
Lineage: Eukaryota; Viridiplantae; Streptophyta; Magnoliopsida; Cucurbitales; Cucurbitaceae
Product: thioredoxin-like 1-2, chloroplastic
Biological process (GO): cell redox homeostasis
Cellular component (GO): chloroplast
Source: RefSeq, a predicted model, not a curated record
AGACUGCCCCACUUGGUCCUUUUUCUUUCUUUUUAUGUCCCCCUCUUCUUCCUCUUUCUCUUUCUCCUUCUCCUUCUCCCUUUUCCCAGCUUUUUUCCAGCUCAAAGAAACCUCAUUCUCUUCCGUCUCUUCAUUUUCCCUGUUCCAUCCUUUCUUUUUGCUUUUUUCUCCCACUUUUGGUUGAAAUUUGAAUCAUCAAAGGUGGGUUUCUUGUUGCGUACUCGAUUCUGCGUCAACAGAGAUUAAAUCUGGGGCCAUUCUUUUCUGGGGUUCUUCUAUUUUAUGCUGAUAAUCUCUAUACGGCCCUUUGAUUUCUCUCCGCCAUGGCUUGUUCGUUGAAGAUUGCCUUCUCUGUUUCAGGGCUUAAGGAUAAUUUGCGUUGCUCUAAUUCAUCUGGGAUUUCUGGGUUUUCUACUUCUAUUCGUACUUCCAAUAUAAAAGGGUCGAAGCAGCCAGGGUUUCCUGUUUUGACCGUCGAUUUCUUGGGAAAACCUAUAGUGAUUUCGGAUCAAAUUGGUGUUAGAAACUCAAACCCUAAAGCCCCAAAUCGCCUUACAAUUAAUGCACAGGCUUCUAUCUGUAUAAGCCGAGCUCGGAGAUGGUGGGAAAAAACCUCAAAACCUAAUAUGGUGGAGAUCCACUCUGCUCAAGCCCUUGUGGAUGCAUUGCUUGAUGCUGGUGAUAGAUUGGCCAUUAUUGAUUUCUAUUCUCCUGGCUGUGGAGGUUGCAAAGCCCUUCAUCCUAAGAUCUGUCAACUGGCUGAAUUGAACCCUGAUGCAAUUUUUCUCAAAGUUAACUUUGAGGAGCUCAAAACCAUGUGCCAGGCUCUUCAUAUUCGUGUUCUUCCUUUCUUUAGAUUCUAUAGAGGUGGAGAAGGUCGUGUUUGUAGCUUUAGCUGUACAAAUGCAACUAUUAAGAAAUUCAAGGAUGCAUUGGUGAAACAUGGAACCGACCGGUGUAGCAUCCUUCCAGCUAAAGGAUUAGAUGAAUCCGAGCUCGAACGGUUAGCAAUGGCGGGUGAAUUAUCAUUAAGUUCACCAUCACCAUAUCUUAAGGAAAGAACAUUGAAGGAUCUAGUGAUGAGAGAGAUGGAUUCUUAUAGUUCUUGGAAUAGAGCAGGCAAUAGUAUGGAACUCAUGGAAGAUAAUAACUUGAUUCUUAAGCUCUGAAGGAAAGCUGUGAUGGCACUGAGCAGAUUGGAAGAUUAUUAGUUGUGGAGGGAAAAAUUUUACUCCAUGCUUUUGUAUUUGUUUAGUAGAUUUUUUAUUUUUCCUUUCUUUUUGGGAUUGUUGUACAUAGUUAGGAUUUGGGGUUUUCCCCUCCAUAAGCAAGGCCUCUGUUUUUUCCCAAUGUGUGCCUUGCCCAUUGUGCCCUGCUUUUGCCAACUCUGUUGAAAGAACUGGAAUUAGCUUUCUGUUUCAGUUUUUAAUACACAGAUGAAUCUUUUGAUUAUGAUGAUUCAACUCUUCUCAUUCUU